Messenger RNA from Aedes aegypti (yellow fever mosquito), 5520 nucleotides. Its product is annotated as lachesin. The record is from RefSeq and is a predicted model, not a curated record. Gene Ontology annotation, biological process: homophilic cell-cell adhesion; synapse organization. The transcript is spliced from 8 exons. NCBI's taxonomy places the organism in Eukaryota, Metazoa, Arthropoda, Insecta, Diptera, Culicidae. Gene Ontology annotation, cellular component: plasma membrane; neuronal cell body; axon. Gene Ontology annotation, molecular function: axon guidance receptor activity; protein binding. Bases 1259 to 2989 code for a protein of 576 amino acids.
UGGCUGGUCAGUCUAGCGCGUGAAGGUUGAACGUUCAGAUCGGCGGCGGAUGUUCUCUCCUCUGGCUUUCCAUCCCGUAGUUUGGAUCAGACGUUUAGUCCACUAGCCCACAGAGCGAGCGGUCAGUGUUCGAAUCACGACGACGACGACGACGGUCGUUUUUCGUUUCGAUACAGAGUGCGUGUGAGUGCGCGACGUGAAACGGAGGAUCCGUGAAUCCGUGCAUCAUAACUCAACCGAAACACGUGUGCAGUGUGCCGUAGUGUAGACGUCGAAUGCGCUUUUUGUGACCGGGAGCCGGGGCCGAUUGAUUGCAUUGUUGUGUGCAGUUGUCUGCAGUUGUGAGCCACGCUGCUGAUUGAUGAUGAUCACCGUCCUCCUCCACAUGGCGCUGCUGCUUGAUGGGGCUCAGUGAGUUUGUCGUCCUGUAUAGCUGAUGUCGUAGUCUACGUCGUAGUUGAGCAAAAAGCAUUCGGAAUGAUGUUUGGUCGGAAGGAAUGAUUGAAGUGUCCCGUUCUACGAAGUGAGUUGUUGAUUUUCGCGUGGGGGAUAUCCCAGUUCAAUCUCGGAUCCAGGAUUUUGUCGAAUGUAGAAAUCCGUUCCAGGAAGAAGGCAAGGCUUCAACGAGAAUUAUUUGUGAUUUCAUUUCGGUAGUUAAAAGAAUUUUGGUGUUUGCGUCCGAGUAAAUUCUUAGGAAUUAGCUUCAGAGAAAAAGUUAUUCCAACGUAGCUUAGCUUAGCAGAAGGUCGUUCAAAAGAGGGCGAAAGUGCUUUAUAAAACAGCUUUUAUUUUUCUUUCGAUUCUUUGUCACGCCGUUUUCUGGAAAGCUACUGAGAAAAAGUUCUUGUCACUUCGCCACCCACUUCGGUUAAGUGUACGACCCCCGGCUACAAAGAAAAGUGUAACAUCAAGAAGCCGUGGAGAAGUGUAGUUUCAAGAACCAACCCAAGUUGAGGGUCUGUCUGUGGGUGGAAGUGAAAUCUGACAAAACAACGACCCAGAAGCGUGUAAGGUGAAACCGAGUGCAGGAUUUACGCGCGGAGAUUGCCAGUGGAUUGAAGUGAGCUGUCAGUUGCAAACACGACACAACAACGGUUGGCGAUUUUAAAAACCGGCAGCGCCAGAUAAACCUGCAAAAAAAGCCGGCUAAAUUUUUUGAUUGAUUAGGGUACUCGGUCCAGCGAGAUACAGUCAGUGUUUCCUUCUGGGAGGAGUGUUUUUGUGGUGUGGAUUUUAGAGAGGCGACAACUUCGUCAAAAUGUUGGAUAUAGCUGACCGGAGCUCGUACCGCAGUCUACGGUGGAUGGCGAUGCUGAUGUUGGUGCUAUUUGUUCAAGGCACAGCACCAUCGCCCUCGCACUACCAGGAUAGCAAUUACUUGGAGGAAGACAAAUACACGCCCGGAUUCGUGACGCUGGGACAAAAGUAUAGCAUAGCCGUCGGCUCGACGGUGGUGUUACCGUGCAAAAUUAAUGAGACAGAAAACUCCGGCCAAUAUGUGCUCGCGUGGAAACGGGGAACAGCGGUCCUGACGGCGGCAUCUGUCAAAGUCACCGUCAACCCCCGGAUACGGCUGAUGCCGGUGCAAGGUCAAGCCGACCAACCGUCGGGCAGUCUUUCGUCCGGGUACAAUCUGGAGAUUCGGGACGUGAAGACGACAGACAACGGGAGCUACAUCUGCCAGAUUGGCUCCAUGGAACCGAAGGAAAUUGUCCACCAGCUGGAGGUGCUGGUGCCGCCCACGAUCAUUGCCGUGUCACCGGAGAGCAGAAAGCUGGACAUACACAAGGGAAGCCCGGUCCAGCUGGCGUGCAACGCUACCGGAAAUCCUCAGCCGAAAAUCAUCUGGUCCAGACGGAACAACCUCCUGCCGACCGGUGAACCGAACAAAACCGGCAUCGCGUUCCUGGUGCCGCAUGCCAACCGUCACAGCAGUGGACAUUACAAAUGCACCGCCGAUAAUCGGGUCGGCCAACCAGACAGCCGGGAAAUCGUGGUCAACGUGCUCUAUCCGCCGGAAAUCGAAGUGGAGCAGCAAACCGUUCACAGCGGUGUCGGACACGAGGCCCAAUUAGUGUGCAUCGUCCACGCCGAACCGGCACCCAAUGUCAUUUGGUACAAGGAGACGACCCAGUUGGGAACCACCGAGCAACACUCACAGCAGGUCCGGGGCAACAAGCACAGUCUCAUAAUCCGGAAUGUGACUCGUUCCGAUCUCGGCAACUACACCUGCCAAGCCUCCAACAGCCUGGGCAAGGACCGGGGCACCCUGAACCUGAGCGGUCUGCCGACGGUUUGCUACUUUGAUUCGCCAACGCUGAGCAGCUACCGGGACCAGUACAACAUCUCCUGGACGGUGCAAAGCUACUCGCCUAUCGAGGAGUACCGUCUGUUCUAUCGGUUGCAGUCCGCCUCGAAGAACCACUUGCUCCACGGGACCAUCCACGACAAACCACUGGACAACCACAUCUACUCGCAUUCCGGCUAUGGGUUGCACAGUGGCAGUGGAUACAACCCUGGUGGCCAUCACGGCAGCGAACAGUGGGAGAACGUCGUCAUUCCGGAGAUGUUGGCCAACUACCAUGGGAUGCGCGGGGGCGGCAUGUACUACAACAGUCCAUACAGCUACCAGCCCGGAAUACGGCACCGGACGAGCUUCCAGCUGAAGAACCUCCAACCGGGAAGCAAUUACGAGGCGCGCGUCCAGGCACGGAACGAACACGGCUGGAAUCGGCUGUCGAGCAUAUUCCAUUUCUCCACCCGAUCGGAAGACAUGGAAUUGGAACCAUCAGCCCAGCCAGCAGUCCACGGUGCCGGACUGCUCGACAAGGGCCUACUGGGUCUCGGAAGCAGCGACGCGGCAGCGCCUUAUUUUCAUAAAUCAUCGACUUGCGGUGCUGUGCUGUUGGCCCUACUGGCUUUGGCCGUUGCGAUGGUGGCAUCGCAGCAACCAUUGCUGCCGCCAUUAACCGGCGGCUUAUCGGCAUGAUUUGCAUUGUUUCCGUUUUCCAUUCCAAUAAAUCACUAGGCGAUCUACGCACCUAAUUAAGGCUAAGAAUAGCAGCAACCAUACCGUUCAACAAACUCGACUUUCCGAAAUAAGAAAUGACCAGCACCACCAUUUUCUUACACCAGCCACCGCCUCUUCGUCAUCGUCGUCGGAUUCCGGUCACUUCAAUUUUAAACUCAACAAGAAAUGCACGAUGCGAUAUUCUUCAUUAUACUAAAUGUGAAAAUGUUCUGACUAUAGCUGCACAUUGUGAAGUUUUUUCCCGGGUAUGAUGAAGAAUUAUUGAUUUGACACAACUACUCGCACAUUCCUAUAUUUUAAUGUAUUUUCAACACGUGGACAACUUAUAAUAACACUUGUUAAUAUCUUUCGUCUACAUCCAUGAUACGAUUUGACGUUUCCUUCGACGAUUUUGAAGUUAGAUUUUCUUGAUUUUAUUAAUCAAGUAGCCAUAUAUUUUGUACCAAAGAAGUAGAAGAAGUUAUGAGAAAUUUAAAAAAAGAAAUAUGAGACUUUAAUGGAAAAGAACAAAAAGCUAGCUUUGAACAACAAAAUCAUAUGUAUUGCGUAGAAAAAAAGAUAAGAAAUGUAAGCUUUAUUUUGAAAUUUAUGGCAACACUUAUGUAAAAUAUGUGAACAAAACAUCUGAGAAGGACAAAGUUGGAGUGUGAACCGAACCGAUGUAGAAAUUGUUUCAUGAGCGGUCCAAUAUUGGACUUUUUCCUUAUUUCCUCAUAGGUGAUGUCAGUAGAUCACAACUAUUCCAAUGUUUUUGUUAGAUUUAAGUUAAACUAAUUUAAGUCAGCACAAUUCAUAAUUCCUCAGAAAUAAAGCUACGUGAGCAUUAUCUUUUCAAAUAGAGAACAACCAAAAUUGUCAUUAUUUUUAUCAAAACGAUUCAUUGAAUACUAUCACAUAACAAACAAUCACAUAAAUUCGGUAAGUAAUCAUAAGUUAAGUAAAGAAAUUUUAUAGCUGGGUAAGACCAACAAAUGGAAUCGUCAAAAUAGGCGAAACUUUAACAUAGGCCUUUCUUAUCACACAAGAAAACAUCAAACUAAGCAUGCCGAGACAAAUAGGCAUCACGCACCAGACAUCAAAUUGUCCGCUUGAUGAUAAAAAAAAACUAUAAACAGAAUCUCUGUGUGUUUGUGCCCAGCAAGUUUUAAACUCACCAAAACUAAAUCAACUAUUUUACCGCCGAUUAGUCACAAAUUGAUAUUUUUCUGUACAUAGCUAAUGUGUCCAGGCCAUAUAAAUACGAUACGGUUAGCAUCUAUAACGAUCAAAAUAUCACUGAAUCGUGAAAACAAAAUUAAAUCUAGAUUGAGAACAUCGCCAAAACUUCACCAUCAAGUUGCAUAAUUAACUCAAUCCACCAGUAAAUUAACGCAACGCCUGACAAAUGUAGUGGGUAUCACACUUAAAUCUGAUUGAUUUCCAUUGGUUUGUUUUGUGGGACCAUAUAAAAAGAAAACAUAAUAAACUGAUGCGAAAACAGAACAGGGAGGCACCAAAGAGAGAAACAAUGGCGGCUACCGCCAUUUUCAGCUUCCCCCAAUCACCAUAGCUAUAGAACCCUACAAAUACGAUGUUUGCCGUUGGUGAAAUGAUGCAUGCAAAGCAAAUUGAUAAUUGAAGAAUAAUUACCACUGGUUCAUCAAUGGACAAACAUGCAAAAACAACAUCAAGACGAGGCGUCGCCGCGGUCACCACAGCAGGCGUGGAAAAAAAAACAUCCUAUUAUCAUCAGGCAGCAAGCCAUGCCAACACAAUUAAAUCAGAUUUUCCAUUGUGUUCUACUAUGUAUACUUUUGCUAUCAUUUUGCACUUCAUAUCAAGUCCAUCUCGAGUGAAACGAAAACCAAAAGCACAGUUUACAAUUGAAAAAAAAAGAAACAUCAUUAAUGAAGUAAUAAAAUAACGAGAAGAGCAUAAUAUUUUAAAACAAAACCCAUUAUCGAAAACAUACGAGACAUGAUCCGAAAUCCGGAUUCAAUGCUUGCUGUAUGCACUCUCCUUUGUAUGACAACAAAAAUGAACAAAUUGAUUUUACUACCAAUGUUCGAUGCUGCCUCCCAGCCUUGGUAACAAAGGGAUUACCCUUUCCUCUGAAAUUCUGCAUUUAUUCCAUAUCCAUUCCCGAAAUCAUGCACAGAAACGUCAAUAAUCCACGCUUUAAACCAAAAGUAUAAAAGGAAAAGACAACCAAUCGAAAACAGAAUCAGAAUGGAAUUCUCAAUUAUUAUCAUUGAGAUUGUUCCAUUAAAUCGCCCUGAUAUUUCGGUCAAUGACUGUCAGGUGGACGGUAGCACAAGAGCAGUAAAAACAAAUGGCAGCAAUGCACGUGUACAUAUGGAAAACAAUUGCUCUCAUAUUUUCGUCCUUGCCGAAUGAACAGACGAACGGGGAGUACCUAUAGUAGCAGAAAUACAAACGAGGUGAAAUUAUGACGAAAGAGAACAUGAAAAAUUACCAUUUAUGGCUUUAGGAGAAAAAUUUAACAAAAA